Molecule: messenger RNA, 2500 nt
Organism: Mangifera indica (mango)
Lineage: Eukaryota; Viridiplantae; Streptophyta; Magnoliopsida; Sapindales; Anacardiaceae
Product: nuclear pore complex protein NUP85
Exons: 18
Coding region: 130-2286 (718 amino acids)
Biological process (GO): protein import into nucleus; positive regulation of DNA-templated transcription; mRNA export from nucleus
Cellular component (GO): nuclear pore outer ring
Molecular function (GO): structural constituent of nuclear pore
Source: RefSeq, a predicted model, not a curated record
AACAUAAGGGCUGCCAAGGUAAAACCUCAGGAAAGCGCAUGUUAGAAGCUCCAAUCUCGCACGUCAUUCACUACAAAUCCCUCCAAAACCCUCAGACAGGCGCACUAACUAUAGUCUUCCUCCGGCGAAAUGUCAGUCGCCGUUUCAGGCACCGGCGAAGAUAACGGGGCCGCUUUGGUUCCGUACUCGAACGAGGCUAAGAAGCCAGUGGUCUAUCCUCUUCGACACGGCCUGAGGCCGCCAAUCUCUCGGCUUGCUAUCUCAUGGUCCCGAGGCAACACUCUUCGUGUCUCAGUUUUCCGGAAACCAUCUCCAUCCGAAGAUUCUGGUGAUGAAUGUGGAGGUAAAGUGGUAGAGUUGCGGCUUGGCAAUGAAGGCGGAGAGAUCAGCGACGCGCAGUGGAGAAGAAUAGCGUACGGGUCGGUCUCUCCCUUUGCUCUUCUUCAGAGUCGAAGAAAUUCUGUCUCUAGCUUGUCAAAGAUGUCCUUUAAUUCGUCGCCGUAUCACGUAGAAUGGUGGGAGUAUGUAUUGGAGUACAGCAAGGACCUAAGUUUACUUCUUAGUAAUUCACAGUCACCUCCUCCAUCUCUAAUUGAAGAUCCAAAGGUUGUUUUAAAGAAAGUUGAUGAGCCAACCUGUUUGAAGGCGGCAUGGGAGCUGAUGGAAGUAUUUUAUGCUGACAAGCUUUCUCAAGCAUGGCUACCUGAACGUCUUGUUGAUUGGUUAGCUGUUUAUGAAAGCCUCUUCUCAGGCACACAAGUGACGGUCCAUUCUAAACUUGUGGAUUUUCAAAAGGACCUUAUCAGCCUACAGGUAAUUGAGGAUGAUCCCAAAUAUUGGGAAGUUAUGUCAUCAGCACUAGCAAUUGGUUGGCUGGAGAUUGUGGUGAAAUUGCUGCGCUUACAUGGAUCUUAUCAGAUAGAUCAGCUUGGGAAUCGUGAGACAGAGAAUGGCCUGGUAGAGGCAGUUGCCGUGCUUAUUUCAAAAAUGCCCCGCAUGCGUCCAGAACUGGAAACUGGAAAACUGGGUGAAUGCUAUAAAGCUAAGCCUGAUUUUAUCAAGGCAUGGGAGAAAUGGCGGACACAAAUAACUAAGCUGGAAUGUAGUGCAUUUUGGGUUCAGUGUGCUCAUCGUCAAACUCGAGAGGGCCUGAGAAAUAUGCUGCAAAUCAUGUUGGGGAACACUAAUUGUCUCUGCACUGCGACAUGUCAUUGGAUCGAGCUUUAUAUCUCUCACUUUCUAUAUGUCAGGCCAUUCACUGUGGGGUUAGAAAGUAUGUACAGUCUGGCUCAAAAAUGCAUUCAGUUGAAACCAAUGGCCAGUUCCCAUAGUUUGAUGGGACUCAUGAUUGGGAUUCUAGGCGAGAAUAUUGAGGUUGUGUUAGCAGAGUGCUCCAAAGGAUUUGGUCCUUGGAUGGUCACUCACGCCAUAGAGCUGUUGGCUGCUGGGAGCGAUCAAGCAGAUAUUCUUUUGCAUGAAGAGCAUGCUAAGCUCGGUGAGGUCAGCAUGGAGGAGCUCCAUCGACUUGUCUAUGCUCAAGUUUUGGCUUCUCAUGCAUUGACUUGGCAAAUCGCUCCAAUUUAUUUGGCAUCAUGCAUGAAGCAGGGAAUCGGUUUGUUGGAGAUAUUAUUGUACAGGCAACCUGUUUAUCAUAAUCAGUUGCUACUUAAGAGUAUAGAGAUAUGCCGCCUAUAUGAACUUGACAGUGUUAGUUCAAACAUUAUGAAGAUUGCUGGAAUGUACCACUGGAAGCAUGGCAGGAAAGGUUCUGGAAUUUUCUGGCUUCAGCAAGCUCGAGAUGAAGUUCGGCUUAACAGGAUCGCUCAGCAGAUGUUUGAUUCAGUUGGAAAGUCUAUCUCUGACGAAAAUUUCAGGCAAUGGGAAGGUUUAAUUCAAUUGUUGAGUUCUGAAUCUAAGACUGUUGGAGGUCUUGACUUUCUACACAAGUACAGAGAUUUUAAGAAAUCUCUUAUGCAGAUUCAUGAUGGAAAAACUACAGAUACUGCUUGCCAAGCUGUAGAAUCGCUUAUAUCACUUAUGAAAAAUCCAUCUACACCUCAGCGCUUCUGGUUGCCUCUUCUCUAUGAUUCGUUGAAACUGCUUACCUGGCAAGAGAGGCCCCUGCUAAACGUCGUGCAGACGAAUCUUUUGUUGAAUAAACUACAAGAAUUAUCCAUGGCAAGGCUAAGGCCAGACUACAUUGAAGCCGACCUGCCACCCAAGGCAUUGAGCUCUGUUAGAUUAGCUCUCGCAACAAAUCUUGGACGUGCCAUCCUGGAAGAAUAAUUGUCCCAGUAAACUCUUUAUGGUAAGUGAUCUGGAAACAGUCCUUAAUCCUGGCUAUAUCUUUAUAUAAGGUCAGGUUCCUGCAUCCAUAUAUAUCAUUGCUGAAGAAAAUGAAAAUUAUGAAAUUGUUAAUCCUUCUACAUUUUAAAUUUGUGUAAGAAACACGAUGAAGCACAUGCUUUUAUUAUAAAAUAUGCAUAUGAAUGUUAUUUAU